CUUUUUAUCUUCUCUGUUACAUCUUCACUCUCCGUUCUUCUCUUCGUCUUCGUCUUCGUCGUCGUCGUCCUUUCCUCCUCUCAUACAUACAAGCACUACAUCAAUCUCAACAAUCUCAGUCCUCUCUACCAUCCAACCCUUACUACUACAAGAACAACCAUACACAAAAUGGAACCACACAAUCCAACCAUGAACCAAACACUGGCACAGCCCAUGAAUCAAACUAUGAACAACAAUCACCAAAUUAAACCCCAAAUCCCACCUCAGAUCCAGCCUCAGAUCCAACCUCAAACCCAUCCUCAAAUCCAGCCUCAAAUCCAGCCUCAAUUCCAACCUCAAAUCCAACCCCAAAUCCAACCGGGCCCCGAAAUCCACCUCAUCCCCUACCCACCCCAAGCCCUGUCACAAGACCAGCACCACCAGACCGAAAUCCUCCUGCACAUCGACGCCGCCAACAACCACCCAAUCUGCAUCCUAUCCAACAACUCCCAACCGACAACAACCACAAUCGACCCUAACAUCAUAAUCACCAACCCAACCUCCUACAUCUUCGCCUUCCGCGAUCCCCACUCCCUCUACCACGCCUUCGCCAACCCAACCACCUACACCCUCCUGACCCGACACGCGCACUACAUCCGACUUUACCUCCUCCACGACCUGCAGAUCGGCUACCUCCCAUGCUCCCCACACCCGCUGCCCUUCUCAUCCCAGAACCGGGAGAGCCUGUUCUUCUUCGACUGCGCCACCGACCCCAACAUGCAUUGCAUCACUCCGCCCCGCCUCCCCUGCAUGCCCAGCACCAGGCACCCCGUGAUCCUGAACAACGAUCAGAAUAACAUCUGCGCGAUCUCGUGGCCGGGCUUUGAUAAGCUCAUGGGUGGUUGGCGCGUCGCGUGCAGGGCUAUUCCCCGGGGUCAUGAUGUCUGGUAUAUGGUCUUUAAUCUUGCGUCGCGGGGUGGGUGGGUGCCCCUGGGCGUGGGCAGGUCGUUGCAGUUGCUUAGUACGGCGGUUUGUGUGAAGGAGAGGGUUAAGGGGAGGUUUCGGGGGGUGGUGGAGAGGUUUGAUGGGUUUUUGGCGGCGAAUGUGGCGAGUUUGGGGUGGGCGGUUGUGGGGGAUGAAGACAUGGUGGAGGGGGAGGUGGAGGUUAAGGGUGAUGGUGGUGGAGGAGGAGGAGGAGGAAGAGGAGGAGGAAGAGGAGGCGUGAUUGUUCAUGCUGGUGAGUGCGUGGUGAUUGAUGAUUGAUUGAUUGAUUGAUAUGUUUCUGGGGUGGUUGAUAUGCAGUGGGAAGCAUAGGGUUUGUUCUAUGUGACGGAGGUGUCUAUGAGAAUUGGGGGGAAAGAAGGAAAGUAUGGAUUAUCUGCUCAGGUGGAUGGGCUUAAACUGGUGAAUGUGGUCGAUGUUGUUUGCAGACUGCUGUGGGUAUUGUCGGUGGACUUGGGGUCAGAUACUAAUAGACGAUGAUAAUCGCUGUAUGUAUUACUGUGUAUAUAUUAG
Messenger RNA from Aspergillus eucalypticola CBS 122712, 1494 nucleotides. RefSeq lists its product as uncharacterized. The transcript is spliced from 3 exons. The coding region runs from base 169 to 1242 and encodes 357 amino acids. The record is from RefSeq and is a predicted model, not a curated record. Lineage: Eukaryota; Fungi; Ascomycota; Eurotiomycetes; Eurotiales; Aspergillaceae.